AUGGCGACCGGAUUCGUGGGGUCUACGAAGAGUUUUCCAUUUUCAUUCGAUGUGGAUGUAGAGGAUGACGAGCAGGGCAGGUCCACACCGAGGCUCAACAAGCGCAUCGUUACAAAUACCAAUGCUAUUCCAGAGGACAAACAACUCUCAGAAUUAGAUUUAGAUGGCCUGGAUGAACUUGAAGACUCUGAAGAUGAGGCUGUGCUGGAGGAAUACAGGAGGAAACGUAUUGCGGAACUGAAGAGACUGUCAGAAAAGCCUAGAUUUGGUGAUAUUAGGGAGGUGUCGGGGCAGGACUAUGUGCAGGAACUCGCAGCCAAGUUCCCCUACACAAAGUUCCUGAAGGCAGUGGCUCAGACGUGUAUCCCUAACUUCCCUGAGAGGAACCUGCCCAGUGUGUUUGUGUACUUUGAGGGUGACAUGAAGAAACAGUUCAUUGGAGGAACAGAGUUGAGAGGCACGUCAUUGACUGUUGAAGAAUUUGAAUACAUUCUGGGGAAAGUCGGUGCAGUGGACUCAAAAAUAACAGAAGACCCCAGACCAAAGAUUAAGGAUAAGAUGUUCACCGACCUUGGCUCUAAUGACUGGUGA
This is a messenger RNA of Spodoptera littoralis (African cotton leafworm), 591 nucleotides long. The record is from the annotation of a GenBank genome assembly. NCBI's taxonomy places the organism in Eukaryota, Metazoa, Arthropoda, Insecta, Lepidoptera, Noctuidae.